This is a messenger RNA of Crotalus tigris (Tiger rattlesnake), 2412 nucleotides long. RefSeq names its product iroquois homeobox 6 (gene IRX6). The record is from RefSeq and is a predicted model, not a curated record. Lineage: Eukaryota; Metazoa; Chordata; Lepidosauria; Squamata; Viperidae. The coding region runs from base 179 to 1624 and encodes 481 amino acids. Gene Ontology annotation, biological process: cell development; neuron differentiation; regulation of transcription by RNA polymerase II. Gene Ontology annotation, molecular function: RNA polymerase II cis-regulatory region sequence-specific DNA binding; DNA-binding transcription factor activity, RNA polymerase II-specific. Gene Ontology annotation, cellular component: nucleus. The transcript is spliced from 7 exons.
GAGAGACCCGAGAUAGAGGAUUUGGGAAGGGGAAGAAAGGAGAAAACCGGGGAGGGGGGGCAACCUUCCUCCUCCUCCUCCUCCCCCUGCCCCCCUCCGUCUCAUUCGGGGUCCAAACGCGAGGAUUUGGUCACCCGCGCGCGCACACGCGCCUCCACCUCGGCCAGCCGCCGCCGCGAUGUCUUUCCCCCAGUUUGGCUAUUCCUACAGCGCUUCUUCACAGAUUUUCGUCUCGGCCAGCUCCAGCGCCACUUGCUGUACCUCGGCUUCCCGAACUGCCUCCGACGUUUCCUCGGGGUCUUCCCAGCCGGCGACCCUCGGCUGCCCCUCUUACGAGAAUCGGCUGCUGGCCGGAUCCAGAACGGAGCUCAACGCGGCCUUGGGGAUCUACGGCUCGCCCUACACGGCCGCCGGGGCCAACCCGGGUUACGCCAACUACCUGCCCUACAACGCCGACCCCUCCAGUUUCUACACCGCGUUGAAUUCUCAGUAUGACUUGAAGGACAGCUCACCGGCUUUACAUGCAGGCAUUGCUCAACCAACGGCAGCAGCCUACUAUUCUUACGACCAUUCUUUUGGACAGUAUGACAGGUAUGGAACAGUGGACUUUAGCAAUUCAUCCAGACGUAAGAAUGCAACCCGGGAAACCACCAGCACCCUCAAGGCAUGGUUAUAUGAACACCGAAAAAAUCCUUACCCGACCAAGGGCGAGAAGAUCAUGCUGGCCAUCAUCACCAAAAUGACCCUCACUCAGGUCUCCACCUGGUUCGCUAACGCCCGCCGGCGACUCAAGAAGGAGAACAAGAUGACCUGGUCUCCUAAAAAUAAAAUGGGAGAUGAGCAGAGGGAGGAACAGGGAAAGAACAGGAAAGACUGUAGCAGCGACAAUGAAGACAAAGACCCCAAAAUCUGCAAAGAAGAAAAGGAGUUGCAACUGAGCGAUCUGGAGGACUUAGACGAGGAGGAACCAGGCUUGAAGGUUGAAGAUGAGCUGAAGGACGGUCUCCUAAUUGGCAGAGCAUUGACCGAGUCUGAAAAGAACAGCUGUACUGGGAGCUCAGCUAGUCAUUUUCAUGCUUUUUCAUGUGCCAAGCAACGUUCCCCCAUUACAGGGCACUUUCUUGGCCACAAGGAGAAUAACACAACAGGAAGUCUUGCAACUCAAGGCCAACUCUACGAAACUCCAGAGAAGCCACGCAUCUGGUCCCUCGCUCAUACGGCAGGAGCCAACAUGAUUAUGGGGUCCGCCAGCCACCCUGCUCCAAGGACAGAGAGCCCUGAUUGUUUGGUGCUCAGGGGAAGGUGCUCUGGGACUGACGGACACUGCCUUGAAGCGAGGCCACUGGGCAACCUUGCCAGAACACAACCCAUUCAUGACAAGGCCUUGGAAGAGCUGCCACCACCAGCUAAAAUCUUUAAGAGUUCAACCUUCAACCUACAGUCCAUUGCACUAAACUAUGCAUCCUACCCCAUGCUAGGGGAGACAUGUCAGUAUGCAACAGGAACAGAAGGAUUUAGGAGGAGCAUCCGGACUGCUCCAAGUUCUCUGGACCUGAGUGAUGUUUGUCUCAGUCAACAUAAAGAGAAACUGAGAACAGCUUUCCGGCCGGUGCUGAAGAGGUGAAAAAAGUUCUUGAAAACCACUAUGUUACUUGAACUUCUCAAGAAAGUAUGGAAACAUCAGGCUUCCAGGGAAGACAGCCGUUAUCUCUUUGUCUGUCUCAUUUUUUUCUCAACACUCUUCAGAGUAUGAAUGACUGUUACAGCUUUUCUUGUCAGAGGAAGGGAAAAGAUAACACAACUUUUACCAUCACAAGGCCUACCAGAAAACAUACAUAGGAACUGGUUUUUCUAUCUUAUAUGAGCAUCUCUCAUGCACUACGUUUGUCAUCAAACUACGUUAAUUGAACUAUGACUCUCCAGUAAAAUUCUGCCAAUAUAUUUUGGAUUUUUUGAGAGAUCUUGGCGUCUAUUGUAGAUCUGUGUUAUUCUCUGCAUAAUGGAAACUAACAAUGUGGUUAUUGAACCAAUCUCUUUCUUUCUUUUUUCUUUUUCUUUUCAUAUCCCAAAUAUGUAUGGGAUGUGUGGGGGUUAACAUCUUUCCAACAGGUUUUCAGAUUUUUCUUUUUUUGAAUAUUUGUUUUCCCCCAUUUUUAAAUUAAGUGUGUUUGUGUGUUCUGUUUCUUCAAAAGAGUCCUUUCCUAGUUCAACCUGCACAUUUGUUUAUUAUUGCCUUGUACAAAGAUACCAUGGAAAGUAUUUUUAAAACUCUCUAAUUAAAAAUCCAACAACUGAAUGCUGUUCAAGAAAAAUGUGAAAUGUAAGAGGCAGGAAGUACGUAGGUGAGAAAAAGAGAGGGUGGGGAGGGAGGAAGGGAGAGAAAUAGCACUCAGUGAGUUGCAUUACUAUCAG